Molecule: messenger RNA, 927 nt
Organism: Pelecanus crispus (Dalmatian pelican)
Lineage: Eukaryota; Metazoa; Chordata; Aves; Pelecaniformes; Pelecanidae
Gene: VSIR
Product: V-set immunoregulatory receptor
Biological process (GO): negative regulation of alpha-beta T cell activation; regulation of immune response
Cellular component (GO): plasma membrane
Source: RefSeq, a predicted model, not a curated record
AUGGCUGCAGAUGCAGCUCCAGGGCUGCUGCUGGCCACUUUCUGCCUGCUCGCUCGCCACGGAGGGACGGCAGCUUUCCUGAUCACCACCCCGUACUCGCUCUGCAUCUGCCCCGAGGGCCAGAACGUCACCCUGACCUGCCGGAUCAGCGGUCCCCUUGCCGACCGCCAUGACCUCCUCUACAAAACCUGGUACUUCAGCAGCAAUGGAGACCAGAGCUGCUCCGAGAAGAAGCACAUCCGCAACGUCACCGAGAAGGAGCUGCACCAUGACGUGGGCAGGCACCACGAGCCCCUGGGCAACGGCACCCAAAAAUCCCCCCUCGGGGGGCAAGCCAGCCAUCACGGGGUAGAGUUUGUCCCCUACCACCAUGGUGCCUUUCACAUCGUGGUGAUGAACCUGACGCUGCAGGACAGCGGGAAUUACUGCUGCUACGCCGUGGAGGCCAGGCGGGAGCACGGCAAGCCCCACACUCUGCAGGUCGCUCAUGGCUUCGUGGAGCUGCAGAUCCAGCAAGGCAGAGGAGGGCUUCAAAACUGCACGUUUCAUACUGCCACCAGCAAAGAUAUCACGGCCGCUGCGCUGGCAACAGGCGCCUGCAUUGUGGGCAUCCUCUGCCUGCCCCUCAUCUUGCUCCUGAUUUACAAGCAGAGACAAGCGGUCAGCAACAGACGUGCCCACGAACUCGUCAGAAUGGAGAGCAGUGCCCAGGGCAUCGAAAACCCUGUCUUCGAGGCGGUCCCCUCGGCGAGCACGGAGCCGCGGCCCCGACCCCACCUCUCCUACAGGCCCAGCCGGCAGCCCUCCGAGUCUGGCUGGCACUUGCUCUCCGAUCCUGGCACCCCCCUGUCCCCCCCCGGCCCUGGGGACUGCUUCUUCCCGACGCUGGAUCCUGUUCCUGACUCACCAAAUUCCUUGAAAGCCUAA